ACCCAAUGCAAGAUGCUGCAGUUCCAGCUGGUUGUGGUGCAUUUGGCCCUUGUGAUUACCCUGCUGCAGUGGCACUCCAGCUCAGUGCUCCUUGCAGAGGCAGCUCCAGAGCCUUUGGAGCCGUCUGCAGCUCUGGGCAUGGGAGUACAUCCCAUUGCCAGUGAAGAGAAAUCAGCCACCAGCUUGGCAGCCAAAUUGUUCCUUCUUGAUGAGCUGGUGUCUCUGGAAAAUGAGGUGACCGAGACCAAGAAGAAAAGAAGUUUCCCAGGAUUUGGCUCCCCGAUCGACAGAAUUUCUUCAACUUCUAUGGACACUAAAGGAAAACAGAGGAAAGUGGUGGAGCUGCCUAAGAGACGAUUUGGAGUUCCUCUUGACCGGAUUGGAGUGAGCCGUCCUGGCAACACCAAGGGUUAGCAGUUCCUGCAAGUGCUUCUGUUCGGAAUGACUGAUGCUGUAGUGGAAGCAUUACAGAACUGUAGAAGAUGCAUCACAGCGUGCCUUGUCAUUGAUUAAUGAUAGCACACUCAUAGAAUUGAC
Messenger RNA from Merops nubicus (carmine bee-eater), 537 nucleotides. RefSeq names its product osteocrin (gene OSTN). The record is from RefSeq and is a predicted model, not a curated record. Bases 13 to 414 code for a protein of 133 amino acids. Gene Ontology annotation, biological process: hormone-mediated signaling pathway. The transcript has 5 exons. Gene Ontology annotation, molecular function: signaling receptor binding. NCBI's taxonomy places the organism in Eukaryota, Metazoa, Chordata, Aves, Coraciiformes, Meropidae.